AUGAACGGCAACUCCUUUUACUGCGAUUCUGAUUCUCCAGUGGAAGUCCACUCUCAACGGCACGAUGAAUUCUCACUCGAAUUCGUCAAUCAAGAACACAUCAAGGACCUUUCGAGAGCUCUUGCAAGAGAUCCCAGCAGUGGUUCAGAAACUGGCGCUGAGCACUUGUCAACCACGUCAAGAAGGAAAAUAAAAAAAGAAGAUACGGGAACACCUAGAGGGAUCUCAUAUUCAAUUUCUCGGUAUCCUUUAAUCAUUGGUAUCGGCGCAGUCAUCAUAUUUGAAUUGAUUUUAUACAUAUGCCUGCGCCAGUUGGUACGAGCAUGGGAAAGCCUGUUUAGCUGGAGAGGCAAGCGAAGACAACUACGUGCAAAUCUUCGAGCAGCGAAUUCUUAUGAAGAAUGGUGCACAGCAGCGGAUGCACUGGACAAAUAUAUGGGCAAAGAUGUUUGGAAGGAAUCAGCACCUUACGGUUAUUACGAUUAUCGUCUUAUUGAAAAGGUUAUUCGACAUCUACGGAGCUAUCGAGAAAAUGCGAACAAUAGCUAUGAAUCAGCAGCCAAUCUCAAGGAUGUGCUAUACGCUUGUUUGAAGCAAAACUUUGCUGGAAUUGAGAACACAAAGUUAUAUAGCAAUAGUUAUCUUGGAACCAAACGACUGGUGGAACAAUAUGUGGAUGAAGUUACCCACGCGAUUGAUGUUUUGACAAAGAACAAAUAUAUAUCGAUCGAUGACAAGCGUCUCGCAUUCAAGCUAUAUUCAAAAAACUUUGGACGAACAGCGUUCUGCUUAUCCGGUGGAGCUGGCUUCGGUUACUAUCAUCUGGGUGUGAUUCGCGAAUUAUUGGACCAAAAGCUGUUGCCCCCGAUCAUUACAGGGACCUCAGCCGGUGCACUGAUGGGUGCGAUCGUGUGCACUCGUACCGACGACGAAUUACGUCAAGUCCUCGUACCAGAACUUGCACAUAAAAUCAAAUUUUGUCAUGAUUCAUUGAUAAAGCACUUGACUCGAUAUGCAACAACCGGUGCUUUUUUCGAUACUGAUCAAUGGUGUCGUCUUGCUGUGUGGUUUUCACGUGGAUCACUUACGUUCAAGGAAGCAUAUGAACGCACUGGCCGCAUCUUCAAUGUUUCUGUGGUGCCCAAUGAUCCACAUUCACCGCCAAAACUACUCAAUUAUAUCACGGCGCCUAAUUGUGUUAUCUGGAGUGCUGUAAUGGCGUCAGCUGCUAUUCCUGGAAUUUUGAACCCAAUGGUCCUUUUACAAAAAACACCGAGAUCAAAUCAUCUGAUCCCAUACGAUUACGGUCACCGGUUCAAAGAUGGCAGUUUGCGAACAGAUAUUCCUACACAGACACUAUAUCACACUUUUGGUGUCAACUAUACCAUUGUUAGCCAGGUGAAUCCACACAUUCAUGUAUUCUUUUAUGCCAAUCAAGGAAGUCCAGGACGUCCCGUGACCCAUCGUUGGGGCAAAGGAUGGCGUGGCGGAUUCCUCGCAUCAGCUGCGGAACAAUUUUUAAAGCUAGAUCUCUCUAAAUGGCUCAAGGUACUACGAGAUCUCGAUCUCCUUCCAAGAGUAAUGAAUCAAGACUGGAGCAACUUAUGGCUUCAAAAAUUCGAUGGCACAGUAACGAUAUUGCCAAAAACAGGUUUACUGGAUUGGACCCAUAUUGUAGCCAACCCUACAGAAGAUCGACUCAAGCAUGCAAUGAAUGUGGGCCGAGCAAGAACAUGGCCAACUAUUUCCAUGAUCAAAAACAGGUUACGGAUUGAAAAUGCAAUCAAAGAAGGGCAGAGAACACUUCGCAGCCGCCGCCAUAACACCUCAAAAACAGGUGCAUCCAAUACGAGCGAUGACACAUCAAGCAGUAGCAAUGACGAAAUCCGAUUUUUAGCAGGUCGUCGUGCAAGCAUGCCUGAUGGAUCUGGGCUGCUACAGGAAAAGCAGUGGAAGAAAGAAGAAACGCGAAGACGGAGAUUUCUCGCACAGUUCACUGAUCGCCGUGAAGUAAUUGCUGGCAAGGAAAUCGUGGCCCAGGAGGCUGAAGCAAGGGCAUACGAUUUCGACACAGAAAGCGAAAAUGAAUCAUCUGAUAGUGACACCGCGUAG
Messenger RNA from Lichtheimia ornata, 2112 nucleotides. RefSeq lists its product as uncharacterized. NCBI's taxonomy places the organism in Eukaryota, Fungi, Mucoromycota, Mucoromycetes, Mucorales, Lichtheimiaceae. Gene Ontology annotation, biological process: lipid metabolic process. Gene Ontology annotation, molecular function: triacylglycerol lipase activity. The transcript is spliced from 6 exons. The record is from RefSeq and is a predicted model, not a curated record. The coding region runs from base 1 to 2112 and encodes 703 amino acids.